Messenger RNA from Odontomachus brunneus, 1792 nucleotides. RefSeq names its product 15-hydroxyprostaglandin dehydrogenase [NAD(+)]-like. Gene Ontology annotation, molecular function: oxidoreductase activity, acting on the CH-OH group of donors, NAD or NADP as acceptor. Lineage: Eukaryota; Metazoa; Arthropoda; Insecta; Hymenoptera; Formicidae. The coding region runs from base 158 to 946 and encodes 262 amino acids. The transcript is spliced from 2 exons. Gene Ontology annotation, cellular component: cytoplasm. The record is from RefSeq and is a predicted model, not a curated record.
GCACUCAGGAUAUACAAUUUUAUCUAAUCAACGAAUUUUAUCGAUGUUAUUUAAAGUACGUGCGCACGAAUAAGUACACGGCAUAUUGUCCGAUUCUUCUUAGUGAGAAACUUAUACGCGAAUUUAGUGAGAAAAGGAAGUAGAGAACAUUCGCACGAUGGAUAACGUACAAAAUAAGACCGUCAUGAUCACCGGUGGGGCCGGCGGUUUGGGCAGCGAAUUCGUCAAAAUAAUGCUGAAGAAUGGCGCGAAGAACGUCGCCAUCGUGGAUUUGCCGACAACACAGGGUCGGAAGCAAGCGACUGAGUUGGAAGACAAAUACGGUAAAGGUCGUGCUGCCUUCUUUCCCUGUGACAUAGCGGACACCAAGGAAGUCGAGACGACAUUCAAGAAGAUCUUGGACGCGUUCGGCGAGCUCAAUAUUGUCGUCAACAACGCCGGGUUGGCGAACGACAGACGGAUGGAGCAAACGAUGGAAGUGAAUGUCAUGUCGCUAAUACGCAUCUCAUUAUUGGCCUUCGAUCACAUGGGAAAGCACAAGGGUGGUAAAGGCGGUGCUAUCGUCAACAUAUCGUCCAUAUUCGGGCUAUCCUCGGAGAAAUGCGGUAUACCGAUCUAUUGCGCCUCGAAGUACGCGGUAACUGGUUUCAGUCACAGCCUGGCGAACUUCCACUACAUCAGUGGAGUGCGCAUCCUCACGUUAUGCCCGGGCGUCACUUUAACGCCGCUUGUCACCGACAAGACUCACAAGCGGGCUUUGGAUUUCGUUGACUUAAACGUCUUCAGCCUGGAAAACUUACCGCAACAGACUCCCGACAAUGUGUCGCGCGCGCUACUGCAUCUCAUACAAAAAGGUGAAAACGGCGCGACCUGGGUAACCGAGGACAGCCAGCCGCCCUACGCGGUGGAUUUUCCUCAUUACUCUAAGCGAGCCUCGCCUGUGUAAGUAUUUUUUAGUGCAACGUCCACAUAUACAUCAGAGUCGUACACGUGUGACUAAUCUUUCAUGGGAGACCAGAGUCAGAUAUGUGUGACAAUGAAUUAAUACUUUUUUUCUAUAUCUGUAUAAACGAUUGUAAAACUACGUUACUUUUAUGUAAUCGUAUAAAAAUAAUAUAAAAUGGUUUAUAGUAAGGAUUCCUCGAAUAAAUCAAAUAACACGGUGUAUAAAUCGAAAAAUUUGACGUUCCUUUGAUUUUUCCUUUGAAUUUUUGUUUUUGUUAUGGAUGAAGUUUCGUUGUUAUGUAAUUUAGUAGAAUAUAAUAAUAUAUAAGAUUUCGUUAUAUAUGACAAGCCGAUAACUCAUGGAAAAAUACGCAAUAUAUAUUUACAUACGAGUAAAUUGACGCGGGGUCUGAUAGGUAGAUGUUAUGUUCUUGAAAAUUUUUCACUACGAUCGUGUUUCACUUUGCGUUUUUUUUUUGUUGCAACUGCGUGCAAUUUUGAUCGUUAUUAUAUCGUUAUAUUUUAUAUUUUAAGACGUAUUAUGCUAUUUGUCUAAGUGUCAGGUAGAUAGAGAUGUUUCUAUUAAUGCUACGAAAACUGUUAAUGAAGCUAAUGCUUAACCCGUAACAGGUACCAUGGGAUCCCAGGGACCUCAACUAAUUUUAUUUUUGUGAUAAUUCCUAAACUAUCCAUUGUAUGGCGCUAUCUUCAGUACCUUUCGAGUAACAGUUUUCAGUAUGACAGAAGAAAAGAUCAUCGAGUUAUUUGUAAAUAGCUGUGAAUUAUAUGCAUUUGUUUUUCGUAUGGGGUCACAGUGACCCCAUUGUACCGUUAACGUUACUUUUAU